This is a messenger RNA of Amphiprion ocellaris (clown anemonefish), 2191 nucleotides long. Its product is annotated as zinc finger protein 578-like. The transcript has 3 exons. The record is from RefSeq and is a predicted model, not a curated record. The coding region runs from base 129 to 1658 and encodes 509 amino acids. Lineage: Eukaryota; Metazoa; Chordata; Actinopteri; Pomacentridae.
CACAGUGUGACACCCGGCGGAUUUAAACAAAGAAGCAUGAGCAGAGUUAGCUUUACUGCUGUGUGGCCUGAGCUAUAAAACGGCUGUAUUAUAGUAUGAGUGAGAAAUAUUAGAGCAUUAAAGUAACGAUGUUUUCAGUUGAGUAUCUGAGAGAGUUGAUCAGGGACAGACUAACUGCUGCUGCUGGAGAAAUAUUCACAGAGUUUGAAAAAUCCAUCGUCCAGUACCAGGAGGAGAUCGAUCGUCAGCGCAGACUGCUGGAUGUCAUCUGGAAACCACACAUCCCCUUACAAUCCAUAGAUGAGAAAGGCAUCUGUGCAGAAGGUAGAUCACUGCAUCAUCGACCCCGAUGCUGGGCUGGUAGGCGAACUACAGCGGGUCCAAUGAUGAGCUCACCAGGGGUCGCAGAUGAUAAAGGACCAACCUCUCCAGGGUCUUCAUCAGAGCUCCCACAGUCUUAUGUCUGUGAGAAUGAGAAGACUCUCAUUGACCAUCAGCCCCAUGACCAGGAGAGAAACUCCAUGGUGGACCAUGAUGACCCAGAGCCUCCACUGAUUAAAGAUGAGCAGGAGGAACUCUGCACCAGUGUGGACCAAUCAAACCCAGAGAUUUCUCGAAUUAAAAGAGAACAGGAAGAAUUCUGCACCAAACGGAACCAGUCAAACUCAGAGCUUGCUCACAUGAAAAAGGAACAGGAUGAACUCUGCACCAGUCUGGGCCAAUCAUACCCAGUGUUUCCACAAAUUAAAAAGGAACCGGAGGAACUCUGCUGCAGUCAGGAGGAAGAGCAACUUGGAUUGAAACAGGAGACUGAUACCAUUGUGAUGACUCCUGAUGAUGAGGAAAGUGACCACAGUGAACCAAAAUCAAACACUGAUCAGCUCCUGUUUCACAUCUCUUGUGCAGCUGAGAGCCCAGAUCAGGAAGGAAGCAAGGAUGUAGACUCAGGAUCAACUAGACAUGUCAAGCUGAAGCCAAGACAUCACAGUACCAGCAGUCAAAGUAAUGAUGUAGACAGUGCUCCAACGUCAGAGAGACAGUGUGACAAUGACAAGGCAAAAAAAUCCCUAAUAUGUGAUAUUUGUGGAAGAGCUUGUAAGUAUAAGUCAGAGUUAAUCACACAUCACAGAACCCACACAGGUGAGAAGCCAUAUUCUUGUGUAACCUGUGGAAAAAGCUUCAGUCGACAAACCAGUUUGACUGUCCACAUGAGAUGUCACACCGGUGAGAAGCCGUAUUCUUGUGGUACAUGUGGAAAAAGUUUCAUUCAACCUUCCAAUUUGGCUGCCCACAUGAGAAGUCACACAGGUGAGAAGCCGUAUUCUUGUGGUACAUGUGGAAAAAGCUUCAGUCAACGGUGCACUGUGACUGCCCACAUGAGAUGUCACACAGGUGAGAAGCCGUAUGCUUGUAACACCUGCGGAAAAAGAUUCAGUCAACAGACCAAUGUGACUACCCACAUGAGAUUUCACACAGGUGAGAAGCCAUAUGUUUGUAACACCUGUGGAAAAAGAUUUUCUCACUCAUCAGCACAUAACAAGCACAUGAAAAUUCACAAAAUGGGAAAGUCGUAUUCUUGUGGAACCUGUGGAAAAAGCUUCAUUCAGCGUUCCCAUUUGACUGACCACAUGAGAAUCCACACAGGUGAGAAGUCGUGAUCCUGAAACAUCUGUGGAAAACUUAGCAUCAGAACUAAGCUUGAAACAACAUGUAAGAAUUGAUACAGGUUAAAAGUAGCUCCCUGAAAUUUAAAGCACCUUUAGACUGUGCUUCAACAACAAUUGUGAGAAAGUAUGUAAGCAGUCCUUGAUGAUUAGACCAGAUGGAGUCUGGACUGUGGUGGUGGUGGAGCAGUCAGAAGAACCAAACUGAAUAUCUGGAUGGAUAUGGUGUUAGUACAGACUGCUAUAUUUCUGCUAUCAUGACAUCCUUCAUCAGCAGAGCAGUGAUUUGAGAUAUUAUGAAGCUGUUUGGAACAUUUUCACAUCCUGCUGAAAGAACAUGGCUGUUCAGGUGUGAACAUACUGCUGGAAUCUACACAGCUUGGGUUCUGCUGUCUUUCAAGUAAAAGGAGGCAACAAGAUACUGAGACAUUGUGACAGUAGAACACAACAGAGUGUCACUGCAGCAGAGAUGUGCACGUGAAAUAAAGUUGUAAUAAAACAUGCAGCUCCAUGACUGCUUCAUGAAA